Phanerochaete carnosa HHB-10118-sp is the source of this 1520-nucleotide messenger RNA. RefSeq lists its product as uncharacterized. The coding region runs from base 91 to 1374 and encodes 427 amino acids. The transcript has a single exon. NCBI's taxonomy places the organism in Eukaryota, Fungi, Basidiomycota, Agaricomycetes, Polyporales, Phanerochaetaceae. The record is from RefSeq and is a predicted model, not a curated record.
ACUGUUGCCACUGCAGCCCUUCCUUCAUCUAUAGCAUCCACGUCAGCGUCCUCGCCUGACAGCACACCACUAGCACAAUCCACACAGAUCAUGCAGAAGAGAAUAAAGCCUAGGACAGCGGCAGAACAACUCGAGGCCGAAUUGGAAGGCGAGCUCAUGCAAGAUUUUCCCCGCACUUUGCCACCCAAGGCUGCAGCCCCGGAGCCCGCGAGGAAGCCGCCACAGAAGAAGGACCCUAAGGUGCUCAUGUUCCGGAAGAAGGUGCCGCCGCCUAAAGCACCAGCUCCGCCACCUCGUAAGGAAGAAGAAGAGGAAAGCGAGGGGGAGAUCGUUGAGCGUCCACGGGGCAUUGCCUCGUCCCGGCCUUCCACUGUACCGGUACCUCCUGCAGCUUCUACCCCGCCUCAAGCUGCCCAAACUAAGAAAAUGACCCUUGCUGAAGUCGUAGCAGCCCGUCGAGCCAAGCCCACUGCUCCAGCUCCAACCUCAAAACCUCCAACUCCAAAAUCUUCAGCUUCAAAACCUCCAACCCCAAAACCGCCAACACCGCCGACACAUCCGCUCCCACCUAAACCCACUGUAGCACUCUCUCCGAAACCCUCACUGACUCCACCGACAGCGACCCAGAAGGUAGCUAAAUCCGCUCCUGCGAAAAAGCGCGAUCGGCCAGAGGAACCGGCAGUGCAACCGUCUCCACCCAAACGCUCGAGGCCAUCGCCUCCGCUAGCACGACCACCGGUGCUGCAGCCUCCGCCAAAGAAGAAAGAAGUGGAACUUGCCUUUCCCGGCGGCUCAGAUUUCGCAUUGCCAUCGUCGUCUUCCACCUUACCUAGCAAGCCCCCAAGCAGUAAGCCGUCGUCGUUGGCUUUUCCCGGCCCUUCGAACGUUACCCCGUCGUUGCCGCCUGCUCUAUCUGCGCCUGCGCCCGCGGCGGAUGAUUCUGAGGAGGAGGAUUGGGAUGACGUCCUUCCGACUGCCCAGACCGGCGCAACAGCACCCGCAGCAGCUCCGCCUCCUGCACCGACACCGACACCUGUAUCUGCUCCUCCGUCGAUCGCGCCACGCUCCAUCACAAUGGAAGAGAUAGUCCCUGAGCCGACCGUCCGACAUGAAGAGAUCGAAGAGGUCGAAGAGGAAAUCGACGAGGACAUGUUCGCAGAAGAGCUGAACCAGCACCUAGGGGGAGACGAGGAUGAAGACUUCCUUGCCGCCGAGAUCUCGCCCGUCGUCGAGAACCAACCCAUGCCAUCUGAGGGGCGGCACCCCGUGAGCAUGAACCGGUUCGCCAGUGACCUCGAUGAAGAGGGUGACAACGACAAUAUGUGGGGAGAUGAUGACGACACCUCUAGCAGCGAUGACAGUGACGAUGACUAGAUGGAACUUGGGACUUUCUAUUUGGGUAACAACGGGAUUCUAGGACUCUUUAGUGUAGAUACCACCAUAAUGCUUACCCGUGUAAGACACCAUGUAGGCGGCCUGUGAAUGUGUCUCUCAAAUACUUUAUCGCACACACGAGCGGG